CGUGUUCAACAGAUUCGUUGCCACGAGGAAGUUCAGAAUGCUCACGGUCGGAGCAUUGUUCCGGUGUGUGAGAGAGGACGAUUGGUUCACAUCCCUGGAUCUCAAGGAUGCUUACUUCCACGUCCCUGUUCGGCAGGCGCACAGGAAGUUUCUCCGCUUUGCCUUUAUGGGGAUGGCGUACGAGUACCAGUGUCUGCCGUUCGGCUAUUCCCUGGCUCCGCGCACCUUCUCGAAGUGUGUGGAGACGGUGUUGGAACCGCUCAGACGUCAGGGAAAGAGGAUUCUUUUCUACCUAGACGAUCUGCUUAUUCUGAGCAACUCAGAAGAGACCGCGAGAAGGGACACCAUGUUGGUGAUAAACCAUCUCUCCUUCCUGGGUUUUGCCAUCAACUGGGAGAAGAGCUCCCCGCUCCCCAGCCGGCAGACAGUCUACUUGGGGCUUUGCCUAGACUCAGCCACCAUGACUGCGAUGCUUUCGCCUCCUCGGCGAGACGCCAUCCUGUCGGCGCUCUCCCGUUUUCACGUUCGCAGAAACGUGACCGCACUGUCCACCAUGCGCCUGUUGGGGCUGAUGGCAGCUGCCCACCCCGUGGUCCCCCUGGGUCUGCUUUUUAUGCGCAGACUCCAGCGGUGGUUUGCUCGCCAACGGUUGGACCCCAGGCGACACAAGCUCAGGGUGCUCCUCGUCCCCCGUUCGGUGUCGCCAGACCUGGAAUAUUGGAAAGGACCCUCCGCCCUUCUCAAGGGUGUUCCACUGGGCAGGGUGGCGUCCUACGUAGUGGUCUUCACGGACGCCUCGUUGACGGGUUGGGGAGGAACGUGCCUCUCUCACUCGGUCGGAGACGAGUGGCGCACGCCCCCUACAGCACACAUAAAUGUGUUGGAACUCGACGCUGUGAGGAAAGUGCUGUUGCAUUUCUUUCACCUGGUGCGCGGCCGCCACGUUCUGAUCAGGACAGACAGCGUGUCGGCGGCGGCGUACAUCAACAGACAGGGGGGAGUCCGCUCCCCUGCUCUCCACCGAAAGGCGGUCGAGCUCUGGCUUUGGGCUCAUCAGUAUCUCCGCAGUCUGAGAGCCCUGCAUAUCGCGGGCGCCCAGAACUUUGGGGCGGACCUCAUGUCUCGAGGCGGUCCCCGCCGAGACGAGUGGCGGUUACAUCCCGACAUUGUCAGAUUGAUCUGGCAGAGGUUCGGGACAGCGCAGGUGGACCUCUUCGCGUCCCGGGAGAACACGCACUGCAGGUGGUGGUUCUCCCUCAGCCCUCGGGAUCUUCCCCCGUUGGGGGUAGAUGCGUUGGCACACACACCUUGGCCGCGGGCUCUCUUGUAUGCGUUUCCCCCGCUCCAGCUGAUCCUUCCUCUUCUGGAACGGGUCAGACAGGAGAGACUGUCCCUGAUAUUAGUGGCCCCGGAGAACCGUUCAGCUCUGUGGUUUCCAGAGCUGGCCGCGCUCUCGCGGUCGGCGCCUUGGCCAGUACCAUUCAGGCCGGAUGCGCUUUCACAGGCCCACGGGACGGUGCACCACCAGCCCGAUGUCUCGGGACGGCUGUUGGUUUGGCUCCUGAGAGGUUGAUCCUGCAGGGCAAAGGUUUGCCUGAGACGGUUAUCAACACUAUUCAGAGUGCUCGUGCGCCUUCUACUUCUUCCCUCUAUGCGGCGAAGUGGUGCGCCUUCUCUAAUUGGUGUGAGACGAACCACGCUGUCCCAUCUCAAUGCGAGGUGGGAAGCGUGCUUUCGUUUCUGCAAAACUUAUUGGAAAAAGGUUUGGCUUUCUCCACUAUCAAGGUCUAUGCGGCAGCCGUUUCGGCUGGCCAUGCAGGCUGUGAUGGUGGACCGAUCUUCAGCCAUCCACUGGUCAAGAGAUUCUUGCGUGGGGCUAGACGGGUUAGGCCUGUUUCACGCGUGCUUACACCACGCUGGGAUCUCCCCACCGUGUUGCGCGGAUUGUCCAGGGAUCCUUUCGAGCCUCUCUCCCAGGCCCCUUUGGAUGCCCUGUCAUUUAAGACGGCGCUCUUGUUGGCCUUGGUUUCUGCCAAGCGGGCCGGUGAGCUAACCGCUCUGUCUGUCAGCCCGAGUUGCUUGUUGCUAAACGAGGACAGCUCCUUCGCGUUGCUCAGACCUAAUCCUGCGUUCCUCCCGAAGAACAUUAAUAGUUCUUUUCGGUCGAGGGAUAUUGUGCUUAAGGCUUUUCACCCCCCGCCUCAUUCUAGUGAGGCGGAGGCGGAGUUGCAUCUCCUGUGCCCGGUUCGGGCGUUGGCUAUGUACGUGAAUCGCUCGGCAGCGUUCCGCUCCACACAACAGUUGUUUGUGUGUUAUAGCGACGCUAGCAGGGGCCGCGCUCUCUCUAAGCAGCGGUUUUCUCGCUGGGUAUGUGAGGGUGUUUGCCUAGCCUACUCUCGGCAGGGCUUGGCGCCACCGUUGGGCGUUAAAGCUCACUCCACACGGAGCGUGGCCGCUUCAACGGCUCUACUCAAGGGCGUUUCGGUGGAAGACAUCUGCGCGGCUGCGUCUUGGUCUUCCCUCGGCCUCUUUGUCCGUUUUUACAUGUUAGACAUGUCCAGGGGCUCACUCGGCAACUCUGUGCUAGAGUCCGGGACCCCUUUUACGGCUUAAGAAUAUAGACAUGUUCUUUAAAGCGGCGUGGUUGGAUUUCCUCUCGCCGGCUGGCGAGUUGGUCUUGAUUACCAGUCUCUUACUCUCCCACCUUUUUUCAAAUGAAAAACAGGCUAGGGGGUUUUCUAUUGGCUCGCCAAUUGUCUGGUGGUUUUGUUUACCAGUGAGGCACUCCCGCCGUUUUCUUCAAAUAAGAAACGGCCGAGAGAGUCCCAUUAUUGGAGAGCCGAAUUCCGUAGCUCCGCCCCCGGUGGUAGCGGACCUAAUGGAAACCGUGUUGCUCUGGUUUUCUUUUCCUUUUCAUGGGUUCCAUGAAGCACGGAAUAGAGCCGGAGUCUUUACAGACUCACUUUUUUCUCCCUUGAUCAUUGCGUUGCUUGAUCUAGGAGGAAUUAGUUUUUAUAAAGCUGUUGUGUUUUACACUUCCUUGGCUUUUUGAGUCUUAAUGUGUUCUGGUGACUUAGGUCGUUUUGACUGGGGUCCAGCAGGAGUACAUUGAUCGGGCUCCGCUCGCAGCUUCACCUUAGCCCAUAAGGCGAAGCCUAGACGGCGUAGCCUACAUGAAAUAGAACGAUAGUUAUGUUAUUAUAACUCUAGUUCUAUGAUUGUAGGCGUAGCCGUCUAGUUUCCCACCUGCUGUACCCUCCAAAUGCUGAAAGAAAAGCGUGGAGGAUGAGCGACGGUAUACACCGCGUUAUAUAGACACGAUACCGUGGGAAAUGUGGGCGGUGCCCACGCUGAUAGGUGCAUAGUUUGAAUU
Gadus chalcogrammus (walleye pollock) is the source of this 3373-nucleotide messenger RNA. RefSeq lists its product as uncharacterized. Gene Ontology annotation, molecular function: DNA binding. Gene Ontology annotation, biological process: DNA recombination; DNA integration. The record is from RefSeq and is a predicted model, not a curated record. The annotation marks the transcript as partial. NCBI's taxonomy places the organism in Eukaryota, Metazoa, Chordata, Actinopteri, Gadiformes, Gadidae. The transcript has a single exon.